AUGAACAUCAGUCAGCAGAACAUGUCCCAGCAGUGUAGGCUGGACACCAGGAUCUCCUCGGUCCUCUUCCCCUGCCUGUACACCGCCCUCUUCCUGGCCGCAAUCGUUCUCAACAGCCUGGCCGCCUGGGUCUUCUUCCAGAUCCCCAGCAGCUCCACGUUCAUGGUCUACCUGAAGAACGUGGUGGCGGCCGACCUGCUCAUGACUCUGGCCGUGCCCGUGAAGGUACUGACGGACGCUGGCAUGGGGUCGAUCGCUCUGCGUGCCUUCUACUGCCGCUACGCGGGCGUACUCUUCUACAUCACCAUGUACAUCAGCAUCCUCCUGCUGGGGCUCAUCAGCCUGGACCGCUACCUGAAGAUCGUGAGACCCUUCGGAAAGUGCGCCCUGCAGAGCGUCGGCGUGGGCAAAGCAGUGUGCGCGGGAGUCUGGGUCAUCAUGUUGUCCCUGGCGCUUCCCAACGUGAUUCUGACUAACAGGGAGCCGCCGGUGUCCAGCAAGGGGAGGCUGAAGUGCAGCAGCAUGAAAAACGCCCUCGGUCUGCGCUGGCAUGAGGGAUUUAACUACUUCUGCCAGGUGAUUUUCUGGGGCGUGCUGGGCCUGAUGGCCGUCUGCUACACGUUUAUUAGCAGGAAGGUGUACGAGUCGUAUCGGGCCUCACGAGGGAGUUCCGGCGCUGCCAGCAGGCGCACCAAGUCUAAGGUCUUCGUAGUGGUGGGAGUUUUUUUUGUGUGCUUCGCGCCAUUUCACUUGGCCCGAGUGCCCUACACUCUCACCCAGACGCGGAACACGACCCUCUGCUGGGCUCAGAAUCAGCUCUACUUGGCAAAGGAGAUCACGCUCUGGCUAUCGGCCACCAACAUUUGCCUGGACCCUCUUAUCUACGUCUUCCUGUGCAGCGUCUUCCGCAGGAAGCUGAUUGCCAUGCUCACCCGCAGACCUUUGGCCGACGGACCGCUGGAGUCUCAUACAGAGACCUCGACCAAGCAGGAUGUGUCCCAUACAGUCCAGUUUAACAAGUCUAAUGGGAGCCAAACUUAUUAAUGCCAACAGGAGAAUCAGGGUUCUUUUGUACAGCGGGCCUGAU
Messenger RNA from Trichomycterus rosablanca, 1087 nucleotides. RefSeq names its product P2Y purinoceptor 13-like. Gene Ontology annotation, cellular component: membrane. The transcript is spliced from 2 exons. NCBI's taxonomy places the organism in Eukaryota, Metazoa, Chordata, Actinopteri, Siluriformes, Trichomycteridae. Gene Ontology annotation, molecular function: G protein-coupled purinergic nucleotide receptor activity. Bases 1 to 1044 code for a protein of 347 amino acids. Gene Ontology annotation, biological process: G protein-coupled receptor signaling pathway. The record is from RefSeq and is a predicted model, not a curated record.